Molecule: messenger RNA, 1289 nt
Organism: Anopheles coluzzii
Lineage: Eukaryota; Metazoa; Arthropoda; Insecta; Diptera; Culicidae
Exons: 2
Coding region: 663-1178 (171 amino acids)
Source: RefSeq, a predicted model, not a curated record
CUCGUACCCUAGCAUCGCGAUCGUGCAGUGUAGUGAUCGCGAUGUAGAACAGUUCUGUUCCGCACUUCAGUUGUCCUAUUCGGGCUUAUUCCGGGCUUGCCAUCGGUGAUUGAUCUGCAAACUUGCGGUCAUUUGUUCAGUACAUUGCGCUCUGGCAUCGCGUGUGUUCGUGCGUAAUGUGCUGAUGCACCAUACCACGUGAGCGAUCAACAGACAGACGUGCGUUAUUCGGAAGCUCGCUUAAACGGAUCCAAUUAGAUCGUGCAGCGUGGUUACGGCCAGGUCGCUCAAGCUCAGCCUCCGAGAAGUUCCGUGAUGAUUAAUAGCGAAACAAUAAUUGUGUUAAAGUUAAACAGCGAUGCACUAAUCGCACGUCACAGCAGUGUAACCCCGGCCGUGUAAUCGUGAGUGUUUCAUAGUUGUUCGCCAAAAUAACUGCCAGUAUCAGCAGCCGAACAACAAUCGAUGCAUUUGUUCUCGUUCCCACGAAUGUAGCGUCUGCUGGAGCGUAUUUAAAACAUACGCCUGUGAUCAUUUUCCGACUCAGUCCGUCAGGUUCAGGUGUUGUUGAUAGCUGCUACAUCGGGUCGUGCUGAACGUUUGCGCCAGUGUCCGUUUGUGUUACCGUAGUGUUGCAUUUAGAAGCAAGUGUAAACCAUAAAAUGUUGUCAAAAGGGCAUGUUAUGAUGGUGGCACUGUGUGCUGUUUGUGCCAUCUUCGGCACAACAACUGUGGAAGGGGCUGCGCUUAACCGAUCGCCCCGUCAGCUAAGCAGCUUACUAACACUAAGCGGUGAAUCAAACGCACGAAUUGAAAAUGGUACCAUUAUUUGUGACACGCUCAAGUGCCCGGCCGAAUCGUUCAAGUGCGUAAUUGUCAAAAACUCCACCAAGGACGACGUAAACAAGGUACAGGUCACGCGCGAGUGCCUUGAUCCAGCGGGCAAGGCGACGGCCAAGACGGUCACCACCGAGGCGUCGAACUUCCCGGGCCAGCAGUUUGAGAGCUAUGCCGAAAUCGAUAAGAAUGGCAACAUUGCAUCGUUCGACAAUCGCGGCAAUACGUACAAUCAUUCGGGAACCGGUGACAUUCAUUCCUAUCUCUACGAGCAGAUAGAGGACCUACACAAGGCGAUACUCGAUCAGCUGUCUAAUGCUGGCAAUCCGUUCGGGGCGUAGUGAGCUACAGUCAAACAGACACACACAAACUCGCACACGUCCAAACUGGUACCGUAUAGAUUAGUCCGAAAUAAAAAAAUACAAAUAAAGUUGAUCUUUUGCUCAGCUCAA